This is a messenger RNA of Bubalus bubalis (water buffalo), 1744 nucleotides long. RefSeq names its product translation initiation factor IF-2-like. The transcript has 2 exons. NCBI's taxonomy places the organism in Eukaryota, Metazoa, Chordata, Mammalia, Artiodactyla, Bovidae. The record is from RefSeq and is a predicted model, not a curated record. Bases 126 to 1004 code for a protein of 292 amino acids.
GCAGAGUCGGACACGACUGAGCGACUUUUACUUCACUUACUAUAUACUGGGCACUUGACGGCGCAUUCUCAACUAUUUCAUCAACUUUGUCUAGGGUAUCAUACACAUUAGCCAAAGGGAGGCAGAUGUCCAGAGCACCAGGGGGCAAGAAGCCAGUAAGUGACAGAACCAGACUGAGAAUCCACCUCGAAUUGAUGAUAAAUUUCCUAACACUGGGUCAGCCUCCGCAGGGACGAAGAGGGACGCGUCUCGCACGCAGAGGUGCGGCUCGGCACCCGGCCCUGAGGCCGCCAGCGGACCUCAGCCGAACCGGCCGGCUGGGGGCACUGCAGACCGCUCGCGGCACUGCUCCCGCCUCCAGCUCCCGGCGCCCGGGGGCCGCGGCACCCCGGUGCGCCGCUCUCGCCCCAGCCUUGGCCCCCGCUACCUCCUGGCCCCUAAGCACAGACCAACCUUCCCGCCGGGAUGCAGAGAACGCCGAUCCGGGCCCCAGAGACAACCCCCCGCGCCCUGCACGCUCUCACUUACACCUCCACUUGGGCACAGAAAAGUUUCAGGAACCGCGUCUUCCGGGGUGGACGCGGCAGGCUCAGCACGGGCCCUGCUGGGGUUCGGGGGAUUUGGACUCCACUGGCUCCGUUCAGACCGAGGAGGGGAAACCCAGACCAAGAGCUGGGACUCCGGGAGUAUCCCCGGCGCAUUUGAAUGUCCGGCCGCUGCUUCCCCACCCUGCUCAAGCUGUCACCUUUCUCUCCCUCUGCCCUGAAAAUUUCACUCCCCACCCAGCCUGCUCACCGAAUUCUGACUUUGAACCGAAACGUGUUCAGGAGUAUUUGAGGCCAGGCCACAGCCAGCAGGCGCUCUGGCCCUCGCCAAAGCAGCUGCAAGUGGGCAUCACUGUACCUGGGCAAGGGAACCCCACAGAGGCGGGGUCAUGCUUUCCAAAGUUAUAUCCAGGCGAGAAUUUCGGAGGAAACAUGAAAAAAAAAAAAGAAAAUAUCUAAGAUCAAGAAUCUAAAUUAAAAAAAAAAAGAAGAAGAAGAAUCUAAAUUGUUUUUGUUUGACAGCAAGAGAGAGGGGGAAAAAAAUCAACAUUAGGGGUUUAGUACAUUUGCUCCAGCCAACAAAUAUUUAUUAAGCAUUUACUGCAUGCCAAGCAAUUUGUUAGGCAUUGUUACCCCUUCUUCUACAGGGGAGCUAGACAAUACAUGUAUCUAGUAUAUGACACACCUCAGCUAAUGGUGCCCUGUGGAAAAAUCCAGCACAAUAAAAGAUAAAAAAUACCAGGGACAGAGUGGGAGGGUUUUCCCCUCAGCCAGGGAAGGUUGCUCCAAGGAAUUGACAUUUGAGUGGUCCUUCUAGAACUUUCCCAAUGCAAAUAUAUCCCAAAACACAUUAAUGUAGAUAUAUUUUUAUCAAGUUGGAUUGUACUGUAUAGGUGUCUCCCCCUCCAGUUAACUGCUCCUGAACAUUCUUCUGUAUCUAAAGAGCAUAUGGCUUGAGAACUUGGGACUGGGUGGAAUCAAGUUUAAUUCCAGCUUCACUCCUCACUGGUUUUGUGAUUCUAGGCAAGUUCCCUAAACUUUCUUGGCCUCAGAACCCUCAUCCUUAAAAUGAGAUAAAUAAUUAUGUCUGCCUCUUAAGGGUUAUUGAGGAGACCAAAUGAGAAAAAUACAUGUCAAAUACUGAGUACGAGGAGGGCAUGUAGUAAACCUUAAUAGAUGUUUUUGUGUUGUUUAGUCAC